This is a messenger RNA of Paraglomus brasilianum, 197 nucleotides long. Lineage: Eukaryota; Fungi; Glomeromycota; Glomeromycetes; Paraglomerales; Paraglomeraceae. The record is from the annotation of a GenBank genome assembly.
GAUUUCUUAUGAAUAUUGGUGUUCCACUUGCUAACAUUGUUGGCGUUGGGUUUUCAGCAACUGCAUGCAAUGCCUCUGGUAUUCCAAUUUAUCAAUUGCAUAUUCCUGCCAUUGAACUUUUUAAUGGUGCCUUUGGAGGUGUCACUGCUGGGGCAGUUAAUGAGUUUUAUUUGGAUUUAUGGAACUACAAAAUAUAG